Messenger RNA from Suillus clintonianus, 888 nucleotides. Its product is annotated as ubiquitin-conjugating enzyme. Lineage: Eukaryota; Fungi; Basidiomycota; Agaricomycetes; Boletales; Suillaceae. The record is from RefSeq and is a predicted model, not a curated record. The coding region runs from base 181 to 711 and encodes 176 amino acids. The transcript is spliced from 8 exons. Gene Ontology annotation, biological process: protein polyubiquitination; proteasome-mediated ubiquitin-dependent protein catabolic process. Gene Ontology annotation, molecular function: ubiquitin conjugating enzyme activity.
AUCGACUGCGUGUCUUAUAGCAAGGAUACAAAGAAAUAAGAAAUAAUUGUUGUCGGUGUGUCAAAUGACUAUCUUCCCACGCCGUGAUGCCAUUGUGCAUUCUUGAAUCACACUCAUCUUUCAAUCUUUCCCUCUCGAGCUCUGUAGUUUUGCCAAAUCCUCAAUCAUAUUCUCAAUUUGAUGUCCAAACCAUCCACACCACAGCCAUCGAACACUCUCCUCCUCCGUAGGCAGCUCACUGAGCUCACGAAGCACCCAGUGGAGGGGUUCUCUGCAGGACUUGUCGAUGACAACAAUCUUUAUGAAUGGGAGGUCAUGAUCAUCGGGCCUCCGGACACCCUUUAUGAAGGAGGGUUUUUCAAGGCUCGAUUGUCUUUCCCUACAGAGUACCCUCUUCAACCCCCAAAGAUGCGCUUCAUUACCCCCAUGUGGCACCCCAACAUUUAUGCCGAUGGUGUAGUUUGCAUCUCCAUCUUGCAUGCUCCGGGUGACGAUCAGUACGGCUACGAGGAUGCCGGUGAACGAUGGAUGCCUGUCCACACGGUGGAAACAAUUCUUGUAAGCGUCAUAUCGCUACUGUCCUCCGAGACCCCAAACACGGACAGCCCAGCCAACGUGGACGCAGCCAAAGAAAUUCGCACGGACAAUGCUGCUUACAAGAAGAAGGUACGACGUCUGGUACGUAAGAGUGCAGAGGAGGCCUUUGAUUAGUUCAUCCCCCCUGCAUCCUCACCCAUCCGUUAUACUCCUGUUACGUACUCUCUGUUUUACUAGCUGCUGCAUCUUUGCCAUCGUUUUAAGUACGAGUCUGUCAUAUUUGUUCUACGUCGACCUUGUUGUUUGAAUCGGACCUACGGUCUGACAUUUGAUCACGUGACAGGCGCAGUA